AUGUGGCUUCCGCGCCCCUAUGAUUGCGCGCAUCGCAUUUCAGGUGCUGCAUUCUUGGGGCUUUGCAUCGCAUUUGUAUGCGACUCCUUUGAGGGUGCAUUGGGCCUUUCAGAGGUUCAUUUCUCUGCUCCCAGCGGCAGCGGCAGCUCCACAGACGCAAGAGCAGCCCCGAACGCAGCAGCAAUCGAAGUAGCAGCAGCAGCUGAGUCCGUCAAUAAGCUGAGAAGCCAGUUCUUACACUAUGAAGGCUAUGAAGGCUCGUCUCGAGCAGCGGGAGGCCCCUCCUUCUCUGCAUCGAGGGCAUCAGUGGAGGUCCCUGGGUCUCCACUAGGCCCGCUCAGCCCCAGCAGGUCCCCGACUGGCAUUCCGUACUAUGACGGAGACAGCAGGGAUGAAGAGGACAGUGGGGAGUCUGAGGGUGAGGGUGAGGGCGACGCGUUGGAGCUGCAACAAGAACAGCAGAUGGGGGAGGGAUACGGGGAGGGCCCGUUUGGGCUCCUGCGGCCGCAGCUCUCUCUGCAACUAGUCCUGUGGUGCAUUCUUUCUGGGGCCAUUUACUUCAUUUUAAAGGGGGCCACGCGAGAAGAUGAAAAGCAGAAAAGCUUGGAUGUGCACAAAGUGAUGCUUCGCAACACGCUGCAGAAGCUGGAGGCCGACAAGACAAUCGUGCGGUCCCUGGAGAGCAAACUAAGUGAAAUUAGAAAAGAACAGCAAAAGCUUAAAGGAGAAGCCACGGAAAUCGACAAACAGCUCAAGGCCGUUGUAGCUGAUCUGCAAGAAGCAGCAGCAACGGCAGGGCUCGAUGGGGUCACCCACGUGGAUGAGCAGCCAGGCAAGAAGCUGCUGCACUUGCAGCGUGGGCACACUCCCAAGACCUCUAUUGCCCUUCCAGGACCCCUGCCUGGACAUGACAGUGCAUGCAAAGAGAACAGCACGCAGCUGCAGUUGCUGCUGCUGAACCAAGGGGACACAGAGAACAACGAAUCCACGGUCCGCCGUUGUUUCCAGCUUCUGAAGCGGAGCAAGCAGCAGCAACAGCAGAAGCAGCAGAAAGAGAAGCAGCAAGGCCAGGGGGAACUUGUGGAUGCUGCAGAACUUGCUACUCCUCCCACCUGGUAUGAAGAUGCAGUAGCAGAGGCGUCCCUUCUGCCGCCAGCAGACCGUCCUCGCGGACGCAUUGGGAGCAACCGUUUGCUUGCGUCUUCCGCGCAGCAUCGUGAUCAUGAGCAGCAGCAACAGCAGCAGCAGUCAGGAGCGAGGCAGAAGGCACAGGAGCGGAAGGUGGCGCUGCUUGCUGCUGCGGGUGUGAUGCUGCUCCGGCAGCAGCAGCUUGAAGUGGACCUGCGUAGAAUCCGGAAUGAGCUGCAGCUUUUGUCUGCUGAUGACGAGCAGCAAGUAAAAGCAGAAAAAGAAAAGUGCCGUAAUGUUAUGAAUCUGCUGCAAUCCGUUGGCGCAACUACUAAGCAGUGGCCUUCCCGAAUCGACGCACUUUUAUUGGGCAAUACAAAGGAAGAAGCAGAUGCGAGGGCAGUAGUAAGGAGCGUAGUCGCCACGCUGAGUCGAGUAGAGUCUACUUUUCGAACGAGGAUAUAUGAAGAGGCCUUCGGGGGCCCUGUAGAGGUGCUGGGGGACCCGCGUUGGGCUCUUGAUGGGAGCAGUCAUAGGGGCGGCAUUGUGGGUGUCACCUUAGAGAGCUCUUUAGGGCCUCAUGAGUGGGGGUGGCGGGGAGAUGCCGCAAGUGAGGCGUUGAGAGCCUUGGAUAAGGCUCACGAGACGCUUUGUGAGCAAUUGCAGCAGCUCAGGAGGGCAGAGGGCCUUAAAUGUAAGGAGCAAAAACUUGACACAUUUGCAAGCAUGACGAAAGAACUUGCAUCGUCAUUGGAGGCGAUUGGGAAGGCUGUGGGGGGUCUGCAGCAGCAGCAACUUACUGCUGCAGUGCAGCAGCAACAGCAUGCAGUUACAGCAGCUGCCCACUUGAGGCGACAGCAGUCGCUAAUGCAGGCGUUGCACCAGACGAACAAGUGGCUCGAAGACGUAAAAAUGAUCUUUGAAAAAAAAUCGGAAAGCAGUGCAGUUAGUAAACACUAA
This is a messenger RNA of Eimeria necatrix, 2088 nucleotides long. RefSeq lists its product as hypothetical. Lineage: Eukaryota; Apicomplexa; Conoidasida; Eucoccidiorida; Eimeriidae. Bases 1 to 2088 code for a protein of 695 amino acids. The transcript has a single exon. The record is from RefSeq and is a predicted model, not a curated record.